Anopheles stephensi (Asian malaria mosquito) is the source of this 3772-nucleotide messenger RNA. RefSeq names its product transcription factor AP-1-like. Gene Ontology annotation, molecular function: transcription factor binding; DNA-binding transcription factor activity, RNA polymerase II-specific; RNA polymerase II cis-regulatory region sequence-specific DNA binding. Bases 1306 to 2283 code for a protein of 325 amino acids. Gene Ontology annotation, biological process: regulation of cell population proliferation; regulation of transcription by RNA polymerase II; regulation of cell cycle. The record is from RefSeq and is a predicted model, not a curated record. Gene Ontology annotation, cellular component: transcription regulator complex. The transcript is spliced from 2 exons. Lineage: Eukaryota; Metazoa; Arthropoda; Insecta; Diptera; Culicidae.
CAUUUUUUUCCAUUCGCCAUUCAUUCGUUUAUCUACGUUCAAGCCGGACGCGCGCGUGUGUGCUGCUGCUCGGUGUGCUUCUUCGACAGCAGCGGGUAGCGAUCGUUUUCCAUCACGAGACGACGAAACAUUUUCGUACGCAAAGGGCACACAAUUGCAUCUCCCCGGUCACCGUGUAUGUUUUGUUAUGUUUGUGAUAAGUGAACAUCGGUUCUAAGUGUGGCUUUAAAAGGGAUUGGAAAAUUAUCAGUGUGGAAAAGGUGCGAAAAGCAAAUGUGACACCACCCGUCCCAAACCAACCAGGCAGGCAGUAAAACACGUCGAAUAAAUUAGGCGUAGGCUGCCGUGCAUUGCGAAAUCUCUCCCCAGUUGUCGCAGCAGUGUGUGCGCGCACAUGUUUGUUUGUGUGCGUGACAAGAAACACACACGGCAAAACCCGUGAAAAGACCCCGCGCACUUUUCAUUUGGGUCCGCAUAUAUACUUUGUGUUGUUGCCAGUGGGACAGUUUCAUUAUUAUUGCGCGGUCUUGUGCGUACGCGUGCGUGUGUGUGUGUGUUUGGAGCUCUCGCUGCUUGUGUCACAGUGUGCGUGCGCGACACAAAGCAAAGAACGACACAGCAGAUAAAACGUUCGCUUCUUUGCACACUUGAAGCUUAUUCGCAAGACGGAACUGGGCGAACACGUUAAGAAAAAAGAAAAACCCAGCAAAUAACACAUCCAAGUGACCUUAGCGAAACAAGCAAAUUGAAAGAAACGCAGAUAAUCACCAGCAGUGUGUAUCUUUACGUUAGUUGUGUAUCUGUGUGUGUGUGUGAGCUAGCGCUAGUGCUUCAAUUUGCCUGUCAUUUCCUCUUCCCGUGUUUAUUGUGAUAUUAGUCCUCCCUUGUCGGGGAAGUUGCAAGGGACCGCGAUAGAUAAACUAUCAGCCGCGGUGGCAUCUGUAAGCUCUCCAGUGCGCGGAACGCGGGACUCGUUAACCUUCAAAACGUGAUUUCUGUAUGCAACCCAAAACAUAAAGAUUGCAACAUCAGCGCAGCAGUGUGUUUGUGUGACGGCUGUAUGGGUGUGUAGCAAACGAACAAGUGUCAGUGCAUUCUUCGAUUGGGCAAAAAAGCGAAGGUUGUUGUUUAUCGUACGCAAUUUGACAUUUCGUUCCCUGUGCCUAAACAACACCGUAAAUAUUUAAUCUUGGCACGGCUUAACAAGCCGUAGUGCUAUAGGCCCGGGUUAAUUGCGGGAGCACUUUUUUUUGCUACCAGCCGAAGCUGAAGCACCGUGAGACACCAAUACCUAAUAGCAGCAAGAUGCGGAACAACGUGCUGAACAGCAAACACACCAACAACAACACGAUGGAAUCGUUCUACGAGGACAAUAACGCCCAGUUCGUACCGUCCACCACCACGACGAACGGUGUUACGACGGGCAACGGGAAUGGGUUGAAGCGGCCCGCCACGCUCGAGCUGAACCUCGCACCGGGAAAGGCACGCAAAACGCGGUACAAUGCGUCCGUCACCAUGCCCUCGGUACUGCCCUCGCCGGACAUGCAGAUGCUGAAGCUGGUGUCGCCCGAGUUGGAGAAAAUCAUUAGCACCAACGCGACGCUACCGACGCCGACGCCCAGCGCCAUCAUCUUCCCACCGUCGGCCACGUCCGAGCAGCAACAGUUUGCGAAAGGGUUCGAGGAUGCGCUGCUUUCCAUCCACAAGAAGGACACCACCAGCAAGAUGAACACGAACAACAACAACAAUAAUAACAGCAAUACGAGCAAUAACAACAAUGGUCCCAGUGCGAACAUUGGCGGUGCACCGGCGGAACGGCUGUGUCCACCAACUACGGCCGCCCCGACGACCGUGGUACCGGUGGUGGGUGGUACGACGACAAACAAUCUCGCCAGUACGGUACUAGCUUCCGGCCACAAUAAUGGUAUGAGCGGGGGAGAAAUUACCUACACAAACUUAGAUUACCCAGGCGUUGUGAAGGAGGAACCGCAGGCCACCUCGAGCAAUCAAUCGCCCCCGGUCAGUCCGAUCGAUAUGGAAUCGCAGGAGCGCAUCAAGCUGGAACGGAAGCGGUUGCGGAACCGGGUGGCCGCCUCCAAGUGCCGCCGGCGGAAGCUGGAACGCAUCUCGAAGCUGGAGGAGCGGGUCAAGGAACUGAAAACGCAAAAUUCCGAGCUGAGCGGUGUGGUGUGCAGCCUGAAGCAGCACAUAUUCCAGCUGAAGCAGCAGGUGAUCGAGCACCACAACAACGGCUGUACGAUUACGCUGGUGGGCAAGUUUUGAGGUGAUUCGCGAGCCCAAAACCCUAAUGCGGCUUACCUUAUCGUAGCCUUCCGCUUUACUAUAGAUUUGUCCUUUAAGGAGAUAAUACAAACGUGCGCAGGACGUCGCGAUUGCUUUGCAAAAAACGGGGGAAAAGCAAUAAGUAGUAGCGUAGCAAAUCAAAACGACACACAGCAAACAGUUACACAGACACACGAACAAAGCUUAUUGCCAUUGUGAAACACAGAAAUGCCUUAUCGUAUUACGUAGGAGUUUUGCUUACACAGGUGCAUGGGUACACUACAGAGGACCAUGUGCCGGAGGAAGCGGAGUAGGAAACAGUGCAUGUGCAAAUGCGACGAGUAAGGAGUUUAAAACGGAAAACAAAACGGUGGAUAAAUGUAGUGUUAACCAAUUAUUGCGUUAUUUAAGCGAUAAGUUAGUGACCAGGACAGGGCGAAAAAGGAAAAAAGGGACUAACUGUUCCGUUUUAGGUGAGGUAUAGGACGAUAAGCUGUUAAUAGGUCUGACUGCCUGUGGUCGUCAGCGUUUGGGAGGUAACGAGUCAGAUUUUAGGUCAGGUUUAUUUUAAUGGUAGGAUUCGAGUUCAAAAACAAGUGCUUCUAGUCGUUGGAUUGAGCUUUUCAGAGGACACCUUGUGUUAAAACGCGGUCGAGAUUGUCCGCGUCCGCAAUGCUCUAGUGUCAUAUGGAUAGUUUGUAAGCUUUGUUCUCGUUUAAUGUAAAAGAGGUUUUAUUUAGAUGUUUUCCCUCGCUUUAACCACUUUCUCGUUCCCAGUUUAAACGUUUUUAGCCCCUCUCCACGUCCCGGUAUAGGAAACUAUCCGCCAGUGCUUACAAUUUUGUGUUGCCUUUUUGUAUGCUUUUAACUUUCACCUCACUUACCCCCGCUUAAAUAGUCAGCAGAAAGCCACUAGAAGUAGAACUCGCAUGCCAUAACGAAAGGAACCAAUUAUUUUGUUUUACCCAAAUUAGCAAUUUAUGUUAACAAAAUACAAAGGAACAAAAUUAUCCACCGGAGGAAGGUUUAGCAGCAGGCACCACGACGCAUGCUCUUCGUUUUGUCCUAUUCUCAACCAGAACAAGUUUCUUUUAGUUUUGUAUAUUUAAAUGUGCGUGCAAUGUGUGUGUUUGUUUGUAUAUAGUAAACGCUUUAUAAAAAAAAAACUGUCGUAACGACGGCCCUAGGAUCAGUCAGUCAGUGUGCCAGCGCUAAAACAGAAUGCUAAAAUGUGUACGAAACGAUACAAAUCGAUGCCACUAUACGUGCAAAACCAUUUCGGUUAGCUAUUGCAGUACUUUCGCUAGUACAGGAAGCAACAGCAGCGGGUGCAGCACCAUGUGCUGCGCAACGGAACGCCGCGCGAUGGUAGGGAGCAAGUCAUUGAACAUAUAUUUAUUUGUAAGCUCGUUUUGAUUUCGUGCAUUACCUUAUUUUUGAAGAUAUUUACAAAUAAAACGAACAUUACAAUUAUUUCGCUAAAAAAAAA